CGCGCGACGGCUCCACCAAGUCGAUGGGACUCCAUAGCAGCCUCGUCUUCAUCGUUUCAUGUGCUCUCCAUGCACGAGGCUUCCGCGUCGUCGAUCUGGCCAAUUUCACAUCCCUGGCUGAUGUUCCACCCGCAGUGUUCCCGCCGUACGCAAACGGAUUCGUCGGGUACUAUGGCGACCCAUCGUCGACGUUUUUUCGUGACCACAUCAACUCUGGCGCCAUCUUUAACCCUGAAAUCCCAGUGCAAUGGAGCGGUGUUGACAUUCUCCAGAGAUGCCCUGGAAUGGUUGGACCAUUUAGCGAUGGCGAAUACUACUGCGUGGGGAAGGAGUACGGGUUCUGCGACCAGCGGUCCAGUACUUGCUGGUGCAACAAAGGAUACGAAGGGUUAAACUGCACGCAAUGCAUCCCGGAGUACUACAAGCACGGCGGUCUUUGCUAUCCCAAGAAGAAUUGCCCGAGCGACUGCUCUGGCCAAGGCACAUGCGACUACGCCACGGGAAAAUGCACAUGCAAUUCGUAUCGUUUCGGGUUAGAUUGUUCCCAGCAGUCUUGCCACCGCUUCGAUAUGUUGUGCACGUCGUGCACCGCCGGCGCUUGUUUGGCGUGCUUGCCGGGGUACUUUCCUAUCACAAAUCGAUGCCUGCCUUGUUCCACGUACGACCCCCGGUGCAUUACCUGUGACGACCAGCGGUGCCUCUCGUGUGGAGACUUUAUCCUCAACUCGGUGCGGCGCAGUGGUGCCCGUGCUGGCAUCGAUCCGUCCACCUCUCCCCUUGAAGAACCGACUCGGGAAUUUUCAUUUCUCUCCGUGUACGGCAGCCAGCACCCCCAAGUGUUUGAUGAAGCAGAACCAUUCGGGAUCGUGCGUGCUAUCCCGCCUUCCCUUUCCUGCACGCAGGGAACGUCCAUGGAUGCUUCGUUCGCAUGCGUGCCGCUUCCUCGCAGCCACGUCAUUUGUGGCCACUCGGGGACGCUAUCGUUUUCGUCGCCGACAUACGAGAUUGCUGAGAAUGCGCCAUGGAUUCCAGUCACAGUCACACGAACUGGCGGCGGCGUCGGCUCCGUUGCCGUCACAUACGAGCUCAUCCACUUGACCACGUCUGACCAAGACGUGAGCGCCACGGCGUUCUACACAUCGAGCCAACGCCUUGAAUUCCUCCCGGGGGUAACCUCCAUCACGUUUUUCAUCACCAUCCACGACAACUUCGUUCGCAACGAGAACAAAGAGUUUCUCGUGGCGCUGCGAGAUCCCACGUCUGAUGCGACGCUCGGGAACCAAGACAAUGCAGUCAUCACAAUCCUGGACAACGAGCCUGCGUCUCCGCGAUUGACCGUACAGACCAAGCCAUGGGGCACAGCAGGGACCCCGUUCUCCCUCAAGCUGUUAUCAUCGUCCACCACGUCGGCAAGCCGUUGGGUUGUCGUUGAAGCUAAGCUGACGCCUGCGCUGGCUGACACCAACAUGGAGCAAAUUUUCCUUCCUUUUGCAGCUGGUUCGUGGCUAACUACGUGGACACCCACGAGGCGCGGCAAUUACUCGCUGUCGUUCUUUCAGCUCUUUGGCACAGGACUGCGAGGGCACUACUUUGCCAAUGCGUGGCUUCAGGGGCCACCAAGAGUCAAGCGAGUCGAUCGAGCGUUGAAUUUCACCUGGGCAACGGACAAAGCAAUGUGGAACCCAUUUCACUUUGGAAGUGCCCGUUGGAGUGGGUACUUGCAGGCUGCGGCGUCGGAGCUCACGUACUUUCGAGUGGUCACAACGGGAAGCUUUCGGCUCUGGCUCAACGGCAAACUCGUGAUUGAUGCUUGGCUGCCGCUGGAUUCGCAGAACUGGGGGGCGGUCGUGCUCGAGCAAAAUAAGUUGUACUCCAUCACGUUCGACUACCGCCACGGAAUCGCUCCUUCCACGCGGCUCAACCUGCAGUGGCAAAGCGCCUCCAUCCCACUGCAGAGCAUCCCAACGCAGCAAUUGUUUGUCGCUCAACUCGUCGGUUCGACGUCGGUGACGAUUCUUCCGUCCAGUCCAGUGCCAAACGUCAUUUUCCAAGGCAAUACUUCAGGCGUUGCUGGGGCGGUCUAUUCGUUCGCGUUCUAUUCACUGGAUGGACAGGGCAACCUGCGGCGCCAGUCCGAAACAGAAUUUCGAAGUGUCCUGACGCUCCAGUCGUCUCCACAAACGAAUGUCGACGUGGCGCUAGCGUACGAUCCGUCGACUCAAAAGAUGCUGGCGCAAGCUCGCCCGGUUGUGAUGGGGCUGUACUCGUUGCAGCUUUUCCUCAACCAAGUUCGAGUCACUGGGUUCCCCAUCGAUGUUCAAAUCGCGUCAUCGCCGUUUGCUGGUCCUCGCUCCGACGUGUUCGGCCCUGGUGUCGCUCCAACUGGUGUCAUCGCUGCAGCGCGAGCAACCAUGACGAUCCGAGCGAGAGAUCUGUAUGGCAAUACGAUGUCUCAAGGAGGCGCCGAAUUCACUGUUCGGGCUGUGUCGGGAGUCCAGGCCCUCGUGGAUCUGGGCACCGUCGUCAACAACUUGGACGGCACGUACACAGCUUGGUACAUCCCUCGCUUUUCUGGCGCAUACUCGAUUGAGGUCCUCGUGAACAAGAUGCACGUAGCGCAGAGUCCAUAUGCGAUUUCAGUGGCGCCAAACGAACCGUUCGGGCCAUCGUCGCACUUGGUGUCUGGUUUGGGACUCACGUCUGCAACGACGGGACUUCCCUCGACGUUUGUCGUUCAGUUACGCGACGUCAACGGCAAUUUGAUCACGGCUGGUUCGGCGGCGGUCACUUGCACACUCGCCACAUCGACCUGCGUCAACAUGCUCAACGGUCAAUACAGCUGCACGUACACUCCAACGGUUGCGACGCCUACGAUGGUGCUAAGCGUCCAAGUCAAUUCGAUGCCGAUCAAGAACAGCCCGUUCGUAAUUCCAGUGACGACGGGAGCAAUUGCGACUUCGACUUCGGUUGCCAAUGGCACUGGGCUGCUGUACUCGUUCGCAGGUCAAGUGACCAAGGUGAACAUUCAAGCCAAGGACAUCUACGGGAAUAAUCGCAUGGGUGCAGACACGUUGACUGGACAGCUUGUCCUUCCCAACGGCGCUCCGACCACGAAUACGUCGGUGACGAUUGCGUACCUCUCGAAAGGUUACCAUGAACUCUCGUAUCAAGUAUUUGCAGCGGGGAGCUACCUCCUCCGCAUCCAAGCGGGUGGACAAAACAUCCUGAACAGUCCAUUUACGAUCUCAAUCUACCCAGGUCCGGCCGAUAUCGUCCAAACGACCGCGUCCUUUGCAUCCUCUCAGCCAUUUCUUGCUGGGACGACAGUGGUGGCCAAGAUUGAGCCGAAAGACGCGUUCGGCAACCCAGUCAACCAGCCGUACCUGUUCAGACUAAGUCCCCAAAGCAUGUUCACACUCACUUCAGCCACGAAUGCGGUCUACACCGUCGCCCUGACCCCAACACUUUCCGGUGUGUACACAUUUCAGCCACAGAUUUAUUUGCCUGGCGGGGGCAACGUCACGCUGUACAAAUCGCGCGACUGGAGCGGGCCGUCCGUGCUGUUUCAAACGCCAAUGCCUUUGGGGGCCAACUACGGACUCAAGGUCCCUCCACUGACCGACGCGAUGCGAGACUUCAGCGCCGUCUGGCGAGGCUACAUCUCUGCGACGUAUUCAGAGCUAUACACGUUCCAUGUGACUGCGUCUGGCUGCCACGUCCGCAUCAUGCUCAACAAGACCGAAGUUGUGCAUCUGACCAAAACUGGCAUUGGCCUCUUCUCGACGGCGCUCACGGCGGCUUCCAUGAUGUACUUGGAGAUCUGGGUAUCGAAGGCAAGCGAUGCCGGGCCAGUAAAGUACAAGGUCACGUGGUCGAGUUUGUCACAGCCCGAACAGGACGUGCCAGCCUCGAGCCUUUUCUCGUUAUGGCGCGUCACGUCGCUGUCGCCGACUUUUUCGGUGUUUCCGAACGCCCCGUUUCCACCAAAUUUUGAGUUGAGCCCGAUGUCGCCGACCCAGUGGACGGCUGGAACUUCCGUUGUGCUGACGGUGGUGGCCAAAGACGCGUUUGGAAACGUGCGGGAUAGAGGAGGGGACAGUCUCCAGGUGCUGCUCUCCAGUUUCAACCAGCAGCUGCCGGUGAAUUUUAACGUCCAAGACAUUCAAGACUUCCGCAAUGGCACGUACGGUGUUCGAAUCGUAUCGUUCUCGAGCGGAAAUCUGAGCCUCACGCUGGGGGUGCACGCCUCUCCGGUCCAUUCGUCCAUCAGCGUCUACGGUUUUGAACAGAGUUUGGCCACGAUACGGGGGAACCCUUUUCUCAUCUCGGUGGCUCCAGCCAUCAUUUCACUCGAAUCGACGGUCUUUACUGGCCCCGGACUGGUGGCUGGCAUCGCUGGGGUCACGCUGUCCUUUUCAAUGGCCCUGCGAGAUGCUUACUUGAAUGCAGUCGCUGUUGCGCCGUCCGGCCUGGUCGUGUUUCUCACGCGAGACGUUGCGACGAGUGUCGUUGGGAAAUGGACUUUCGACGUGGCCACUCGCGAGAUCACUGUGGCAUUUGUGCCCGAGGUGGCUGGCAUAUAUGCCAUCAAGCUCCAGCUCGGGACGGCGACAUACACCCCUCUCGACAUCCAGCCCCUCAUUCGGCCCAAUGUCUCGAACGCCACGACCAGUCAAAUUGUCUUCGCUGGUCCUGCACUUGCUCCCUUUACCGACCAGCAGUCGUUCUCGGUCGUACUCUACGAUGCUUACGGGAACCCCGUCGGUGUCGGCGGGGAUCGCGUGGCGGUCACUGUGAAUGGGGCCGCAGCUGCCGUCGCUGAUGUUGUGGACAACCUGGAUGGCACGUACCAGGUCCACGUGGCCCUUCCGUCCCGCGGAGUCUUUGAGAUCACCACUCUGCUCAUGCAACCCAAUUCGUUCGGCCUCGCUGGUAAGUAUUACCCCAACACGACUACGUUCACCGCCGAGAUGACGCGCAUCGACCGAGUCAUCGACUUGACAGGCAUCGACACGCCCAAAAUCGAGUGGACCGGGUUUCUCCUUGGCACCUUCACCGAAACUUUUCAGUUCGACCUGGUCGGAUGUCGACUCUUCAUCGACAACGUCGCCGUCCCCUCCAGCUCCACCGUCCUCCUCAUCGAGACGCACUUGCAUGUCGUGCGUGUGGAAAGCUUCCCAGGCGCCGCCACCAUCCAAAUGAGAUACCAAAGCGCCCGCACGCCGGCACAAAUCGUUCCCUCUACCGUGCUGUUUCCCACAGCCACCGAGAUCGGUCCCCGGCUUCGCCUCACCGGCUUCUAGCAACUGGCUUGCCCAACAAUAUAUUAUGUGCUUCACUGUUCAAAAGUCAAACGCUAACUCAUCGCUUCCCAACAAAUCGUCUCCGAGCUCUUCCUCGAUGCCGUCCAUAAAUGUAAACUCGUCUUCGUC
Molecule: messenger RNA, 5432 nt
Organism: Aphanomyces invadans
Lineage: Eukaryota; Oomycota; Saprolegniomycetes; Saprolegniales; Verrucalvaceae
Exons: 8
Coding region: 24-5303 (1759 amino acids)
Biological process (GO): actin cytoskeleton organization
Molecular function (GO): actin filament binding
Source: RefSeq, a predicted model, not a curated record